GGGUGUUCCUAAGUAUUGUUACUCAGUAGGAUAGAGUUACAGGAAGUUUUUUUUUUUUUGUUUUCCUGAGGACAUUUUCUGCUUUUUCGGACAGCAGGGAUUUCUGCAUUGGAACAAAGAUGGACAGUUAAGAAAAAUAUUGAGCACCUGCAAGGAAAGAGAAAACAGUAUGACACUAAAUACCAGCUUUCUCAGACACGUUUUUCUCUACAAGUGUGUGUUUGCAUUAACUUUUGGGGACCAUGUCAGCCUGUCUGUGGAAGAUGAACUUUUUACAUCUGUUUCUAACAAUUUCCCAGAAGAUGUUUCUAACCAAAAAAUCAUGAGCCUGCCACUCCAGUAUACAAAGAGUCAUCAGCCCAGUUGGGUUGUGAUACAAAAUACUACAGAAAGCCUGUCAUUGUCAGAAAUCACAGAUGGCGAUGCAAAAAAGUUGAUAGCUUUAUUAUCUAAUUUCAGACAAGGAUCCAGGUUACAAAAUCUGACACUGACAAAUGUGUCACUGAAGUGGAAUGAUCUUAUGGAAAUUUUUCAGACUGUAUGGCACUCAUCCGUUGAGUACUUCAAUACAUACAAUGUAACACAACUGUCAAAUGUUAAAAGGUAUGUCUUUGACUACUCAGGUACUUCUAUGAAAGCAUUGACAAUGAAGAAAAUUAAAAUCACGGACAUGUACUUCAUACAGGAUGAUCUAUACAAAAUAUUUGCCGACAUGAAUAUUGAAAGCAUGACAAUAGCUGAUUCGGAAAUGAUACAUAUGCUUUGUCCUUCAAAUACGAGUUCCUUUAGAUACCUAAAUUUUUUUAAGAAUGAUUUAACAGAUUUUCUUUUUCAAAAUUGUGACAACCUACUUCAGCUGGAGACAUUAAUCUUGCAGAAGAAUAAAUUUGAGAGUCUUCGCAAAGUAAGCUUCAUGACCAGCCACAUGAAAUCACUGAAAUACCUGGACAUGAGCAACAACCUGCUGCGCCACGAUGGAGCUGAUGUGCAAUGCCAGUGGGCUGAGUCGCUGACAGAGCUGGACCUGUCCUCCAACCAGCUGGUGGAUGCUGUGUUUGAGUGCUUGCCAGUCAACAUCAAAAAACUCAGCCUAGAAAACAACCAGAUCAGCAAUGUCCCCAGGGGGGUGGCAGAGCUGAAAUCCUUGGAAGAGCUGAACCUGGCAUCGAACAGGCUGGCCGACCUGCCGGGGUGCAGCGGCUUUACGUCGCUGCAGUUCCUGAACGUGGAGAUGAAUUCGAUCCUCACCCCAUCUGCUGACUUCUUCCAGAGCUGCCCAAGGGUCAGGGAGCUGCAGGCCGGGCACAACCCGUUCAAGUGCUCCUGUGAGCUGCAGGCCUUUAUCCGCCUGGAGAGGCGGUCGGGGGGGAAGCUGUUUGGCUGGCCGGCGGCGUACGUGUGCGAGUACCCGGAAGGCUUGCGAGGAACGGAGCUCAAGGACUUCCACCUGAGCCUGCUGGCUUGCAACACGACGCUCCUGCUUGUGACGGCUCUGCUGCUGACGCUGCUGCUGGUGGCUGCGGUGGCCUUUGUGUGCAUCUACCUGGAUGUGCCGUGGUACGUGCGGAUGACGUGGCAGUGGACGCAGACGAAGCGCAGAGCUUGGCACAACCCCCCUGGAGAUCUGGGGGCCGUUCUGCAAUUCCACGCGUUCAUUUCCUACAGCGAGCGCGAUUCGCUGUGGGUGAAGAACGAGCUGAUCCCGAACCUGGAGAAGGGGGAGGGCUGCGUGCAACUGUGCCAGCACGAGAGGAACUUUAUCCCCGGCAAGAGCAUUGUGGAGAACAUCAUCAACUGCAUUGAGAAGAGCUACAAGUCGAUCUUUGUGUUGUCUCCCAACUUUGUGCAGAGUGAGUGGUGUCACUAUGAGCUCUACUUUGCCCAUCACAAGUUAUUCAGUGAGAAUUCCAACAGCUUAAUCCUGAUUUUACUGGAGCCAAUCCCUCCGUACCUUAUCCCUGCCAGGUAUCACAAGCUGAAAGCUCUCAUGGCAAAGCGCACCUACAUGGAGUGGCCGAAGGAGAGGAGCAAGCGCGCCCUAUUCUGGGCUAACCUCAGGGCAGCCAUUAACAUUAACCUGCCAAAAGCUGAUGAAAACUUGUAUGAGGAAACAGAUUUAGAAUCUUGCUAAUACAGUUUAAUCUGUUUUUUCUCAGUGAAAUAAUAAAUAUGAUUUCCAUUCUUU
Molecule: messenger RNA, 2185 nt
Organism: Passer montanus (Eurasian tree sparrow)
Lineage: Eukaryota; Metazoa; Chordata; Aves; Passeriformes; Passeridae
Product: toll-like receptor 6
Exons: 2
Coding region: 170-2131 (653 amino acids)
Biological process (GO): cellular response to bacterial lipopeptide; inflammatory response; toll-like receptor signaling pathway
Cellular component (GO): membrane
Molecular function (GO): transmembrane signaling receptor activity; Toll-like receptor 2 binding; lipopeptide binding
Source: RefSeq, a predicted model, not a curated record